AAAGAGAUCAGAAGUAGGAUUUAGAGCUCUUCUCAAAGAGGGCAAAGUUGGACAUCCACUUUGAAAACCCCGUCGGCGGUGAACACGAUGCUGUCGCGAGCAGUCAAGGUUCGAAGUAGUGUACACGGAGUAAGCUCCGUGUGGAUCAUCGGAGUUGCGGACAACACGAGCUCCAUGGGCUGCGAAAGGAGCACCAUCGGAGGUGGGGGGGUCCCAUGAUUGGAAAAGCGGGGUUAUUGGGGAGCAGCACCUCACUACGGAAACUUGGCACCGGUGCGGCGGAGCGGCAUCACCGCUGCUGCAUCGUUGCAGAAUCACCGCAUAGCUGCGCAUGGAUUCCCCCUCUCGCCCACAUGAUCAGUUGCUUUUGCUCUCAGGGUGGGUGGGUGGGUUCACAUCAAGCGUUUUGGUAAAGGCUAAGGUAGUGACAGAGGCGAUGGAACAGGCUGCCGGUUGAUUGAUGCCACAAAAUCCAAAGUCUUAGCUGGGCCUACCUUAAUUUCUUCCCGGUCCCUGAGUGGCAACUCUUCUAGUAUUGGACGCCACUUUGUUGACGAGUUGAGCAGAGCCGCGACGGUUCUGCAGUUACUUGUUGAUACCGAGGCGAGUCGGUGGCGGACGGCGUGCGUCGACAGGCGCAUGCUUCAAGAAAGAAGCAGAGGCGCAUAGAAUCCCAUGGGAUUGGACCCAAUGACGCGUUGUGCAAGCGAAAGCCCCUGUCGGUUACGCGCUUUUGAAGCACGAUUCGGACACAGACUUCGUGAAAGAGGCUAUCCUACUCACUUUGACUGCAUUAUAUGAUGAUUUGUCGCCUUAGACAGGCUCCUCAUUUGUUGCACUGGGAGUUCGUGUGUGUUGGGUAGGGGAGGGGUUUGCUCCGCAACAGCUACGGGAGGCAAUCAGGGUUUCUGCGAUUUUCUCUGUGCGGGUUUAAGAAUCCUAAGAAGUUCAUUGUGAUUCUUACAUCCUGCAAGAAAUAACGGAGACAUAGCUACCUUUGAUCCUCGUCCAGGGGAUGCUAAGGCAUCUCCAAUUAGGGUAUCUAGGUUUUCGACGAGCCUCAAAAAGGAGGACAGCAUGGGUUCUGCGCAGGUAGAGCUCAUGUGCUCUUUCACACGGCCUGAGAGCUUUGUCGAGUCACAGAGCCUCCAGGAGCACCACCACUUGCUCCGGAAGACGCUCUCUCAGCCUGAGUCGAACGACAUAGCUGAGAUCGUGGGCAGCUUAUCCGAUUUCACAUUCACAUCGAUUCCGGUGGAGGAGGACGCGGAGGAGGAGCAGCAGGAGUGCAUGGCCCAGUGCGAGUGUUGUGGACUAACUGAAGAGUGCACUCAAGGAUACAUCGCUCGUACGAAAGAGACCUUCUGUGGUCGCCUGGUGUGUGGGCUCUGCGGCGAGGCUGUCAAGGAGGAACGAUUGCGCAUGGGGCCUGAGACGUCCAUGGACGACGCCGUUUGCGCCCACAUGAAGCUUUGUCUAAAGUACAACACGUUCACGCGGCAAGACCCCGCUGCGCAUUUGGCUCAGGCCAUGCGUCAGAUUUUGAGGAGGAGUGUUGAGAGUGGGGCGCCUCAAAGACCUAGGGGGCACCUUUGGCAGCGAGCUGGGAUUUCUCGCAGCAAAACAUUCAGCAGUGGAGAUAUACGCAAGAGUUUGCCAUGAAAGUCAUGAUUUCAAAAAAAAGAACAGAAAACAAAACAAAACAAAAUCAUAUAUCAAACCCCAGAUAUUUUUAGAGUAGGAGACGCCGGUCUAUUGAAAAUGGGCAUGAUGAAAGAAUCAUGAGAUUGUUCCAUCCGCUCCUCUUCAUUUUUCGUUUUUUUCUUUUGGAGGAUGCAGCUUUGUGCAACAACAAGCGCAGAGUGGGCUAUGUCGCACCACAGCAAGGGCAAUCCAAGCAGACCCAGCUGACAAAGCGGCUGUUUAGGAGAACAAUCAGUCAGGCAUUACGAGUGCCAUCACUUCAACCAAGUGAUGGAAUGCAUAUAACACACAACUUCUUCUGAGAACCAGUAACAGGUCCGAAUCAAGCUUUGAUUGGACUUGAGCUAUCAACUACCGGCGCAUGAAAUUCCUGUUGCAGCAAUCAUCUUCUGAGUCUGCAACAUCAGCAGCUGUAUGAGCUGCACCCAUCAACUCUCAAUCAAGGUCAUUUCUUUUCUCCAGGUUUGAAGUUAUUACUGAUCCAGUUUGCAGAAUUUCGGAGUUACACACUAUCAAUUUCAGCAACACAACUUCGCCAGGAAAGAGUCAUGGUUGGAUCUACAUAAGUAGCUCUGUGUGAGUCCUGUAGCCACUGUCCUUGCCUGUGUGGUUCGUUCAAGUGCUUGGAGGAGAGGAUUGAUCUUCCCUUUUUGCUUUACAUAUGUAAAUUAAUAGGCUUCUGGAUGCAUAUUGUGUUUAUGUUUCUUCGAAGAUGUUCGAAAUAGCAUUACAGAGAUCGUAGGUUGAAAUCGUAGGUAGAUUCCUUUAAAAGAGCCUGUAAAAUUGUAAACUUGUAGGAUGAGUCAUUUCUGUUGAACCUCUCUGGCUCUUUCUUGCUGGAGUCUUUUCUUGAUACAUACUUCUAUAUUCUAAACCUUGUAAUGUAUGUUCAGAUCUAGCCUUUUUAUUCUGAAA
Molecule: messenger RNA, 2619 nt
Organism: Physcomitrium patens
Lineage: Eukaryota; Viridiplantae; Streptophyta; Bryopsida; Funariales; Funariaceae
Source: RefSeq, a predicted model, not a curated record